AUGGCAGAAAACCCAAGUAAGAAAAGAGUUUUCCUCUCGGUGCAACAAAAAAUGACAAUUGCUGAAAAAUUAGAAAAAGGAGCAUCAGCUAAAUUGUUAUCUCGCCAGUAUGGAGUUUCGCAAGAUGUCAUACAUCGUAUUCGUCGAGAGUGUAGCCUCUUAUUAAGUUUUGGGAACCGAGGAGGUCAUGUAUUACAGCAUAAAAAUCGAAGACGAUCUUCGAACGAAGAUUUAGAAAAUCGUUUAUAUAGAUGGUACCUGGAACAACGAGCAAUGGGGAAUCCAUUAACUGAUUUAUUAUUACAAGAGAAGGCAAUCGAACUUUUUAGUGAAUACGGAUCAACAUCAUUCGCUGGAAGCAGAGGUUGGUUGCGCAAUUUUAAGAAGCGAUAUACAAUUCACCCAGUCCGGGCUCAUGAAGAGAAAGCAAGCGCAGGCGACAAAGGUGCAAAAAUAUUCAUAGAUGCUUUCACAAAACGCAUCAAAGAAGAGGACAUUAAUUUAUGUCAUAUUUAUAAUAUGGGCGAAACGGGUUUGCUGUGGAAAACUGUUCCUUCAAAAAGUUUACUAAGCGAGGAAAGAGGAACAUUGGCAGAAAAGAAGUUAAAGAAAGAUAGAGUGUCCAUUGGAUUAUGUUCUAAUGCGGAUGGAACCCACAAGCUCCUGCCAAUUUUCGUGCAUAAAUUUAAAAAUCCACAAGCACUCAAAAAUUGCGUAGAACUGCCUGUCGUCUAUAAAUCUCAGCGGCAAGCGUGCAUGAAUACAGACAUUUUUAACGAGUGGUAUGAAGAGGAUUUUAAACCCAGUGUCCGGCAAUACCAAUCAGAAAAUGAAACGGUGGGAAAAGUGAUGUUACUUUUGGAUAAUUGUUCAAGUCACAAGAUAACUAAUUUAUCGCAGGAGGAUGACGAUGAUUUUGAAAUUGUAUAUUUGCCACCAAACACUACGUCCCUCGUACAACCUAUGGACCAAGGCAUAACCGCUAAGUUAAAAACAACGUACAGACAUAAGAUACUGCAUCGCAUUCUGCAGUACGAAAAUAAUGUAGAAGAAUUCUAUUUAAAAUAUAAUAUAAAAGAAUGCAUUGAUUUGGUCUAUGAAUCAUGGAUGGGCAUCACAUCCUCUAAUAUAAAAAACGGCUGGAAUAAAAUUUUAUCAAGGGAUUGCGGAGAAGAAGAAGAAGCAAAUGUGUUAAAUACCUCUACACAUUCAGAAAUGAGUGGAAUGAUGCGCGUCAUAACUGGCGAAGAUAACAAUCCAGAAGAGUGGAUGGAAAUAUUAAGUCAUUUGGAUCGUGAAGAAACGAUUAACAAAGAAGGUGAAGAAGAUGAACAAGAAGAAAGCAUGGACAUAAAAAUAGAAAUAGAAGAUGAAGGCGAAGGAGAAGGUGAAGAAGGAGAAGAUGAAGCGAUAGAAGCAGAAGAAUCAAACGAACCAGCAUUAAGUUUGAUAGAAAAGAAGAAAAAAGAUUUGAGCAUGCUCGAAGACAUUAUAAAGAGAUAUGCAAACAAUAAUCAAGCGGUGUUAAUAAUGGGAGAAGCAAUGAAAAGAAUUCUGGAGAAUGAAACACCAUAG
Molecule: messenger RNA, 1575 nt
Organism: Habropoda laboriosa
Lineage: Eukaryota; Metazoa; Arthropoda; Insecta; Hymenoptera; Apidae
Product: jerky protein homolog-like
Exons: 1
Coding region: 1-1575 (524 amino acids)
Cellular component (GO): nucleus
Molecular function (GO): DNA binding
Source: RefSeq, a predicted model, not a curated record